AUGGCCUCCCCCGCGCAAGCCAUCACGCUCGAAGAGCACGCGAUAUUCCCAUCCCUCGAAAGCAACAACUUCUUCUACGACAACACAUGGAAGAUAUACCCCGAAUGUCGCAACCUCGCAAAGGACCACUCCAAAGCCCGCCUCGCCAACAUGGACGCCGGCAACGUCUCCUACCAGAUCCUCUCCCACCUGCCCGGCGGUAUCGCCUCAACAGACCCCGCCCGCUGCCACGCAGCCAACAACGAAAUGGCCGCCGCCAUAAAACAGCACCCAGACCGAUUCGGCGGCUUCGCAGCGCUCCCGAUGGCGUACCCCCUCGAAGCCGCCCAAGAACUCCGCCGCACCGUCACUGACCUCGGCUUCCUCGGUGCCCUAAUCGACAAUCACCUCCCCGACGGAACAACCCACUACGACGACAAACGGUUCUGGCCCGUCUUCGCAGCCGCCGAAUCCCUCGAUGUCCCCCUCUACAUCCACCCUUCCACUCCGUCCCCGGAAUCCAUCCAAUCCCGCUUCUCCGGCAACUACCCCCUCCCUGCAGAACUGGGCCUCGCGUCCGCAGCCUGGGGCUGGCACGAGAACGUAGGGCUGCACAUCCUGAAACUCUACGCGGCAGGCGUCUUCGAGCAAUACCCUAAAUUAAAGAUCGUAAUCGGACACAUGGGCGAGCUGCUACCAAUCAUGUUGCAUCGGGUUGCGAGGUUGGGGUUUUUCAAGGAGUUGGCGGCCUCGAGACGCAAGGGGAUUAUGGAUGUUUGGAAUGAGAAUAUUUGGGUUACGACAAGUGGGGUGUUUAGUAUUGAGACGCUGAUGAUGCUGUUGCAGGUUACGAAGGUGGAGAGGGUGAUGUAUAGUGUGGAUUAUCCGUUUGAGGAUAAUGUUACGGGGAAGGAGUUCUUGAAGAAGGUGAGGGAGUCGGGGAGGUUGUCGGCUGAGGAGGUGGAUUUGAUUGAAUUUGGGAAUGCGAGGGAGUUUUUGAAGCUGGGGAGUAGGGCGUUUCUUUGA
Messenger RNA from Aspergillus niger, 1005 nucleotides. RefSeq lists its product as uncharacterized. Gene Ontology annotation, molecular function: hydrolase activity; carboxy-lyase activity. The coding region runs from base 1 to 1005 and encodes 334 amino acids. Gene Ontology annotation, cellular component: cytoplasm; cytosol. The transcript has a single exon. Gene Ontology annotation, biological process: secondary metabolic process. The record is from RefSeq and is a predicted model, not a curated record. Lineage: Eukaryota; Fungi; Ascomycota; Eurotiomycetes; Eurotiales; Aspergillaceae.